UGUGUGUGACAGCUGGAGGCCAGAGUUAGGGCGAGCCUAGGUCAUCAGGGAACUGAUGGAGAAGCUCAGGGAAGAGUUUGAGCAGAUCGUAGGCGAGCUCGAGUGGCAGGAUGUUGCCGACACCCUGCAAGAGUUGUGCUCCAACAUCAUGUGUGACCCCACCAACACGCCCCCCCCUCACCCGCCCUUGAACCCCCCACCGUCUCCCUUGUACGGCGGGAUGUCGUUUGACGCCCGCCCUCAGCCGGCCCGCUUCCCUCCGCGCCUGCCGUUUAUCCCGCACCCCCAGUUAGUGCCGCUUCCCAGUAUGGGAUACGGGCCGCAGUUCAACCCGUACCUCAUGCACCCCUAUCACCUCAGCCGCCAGGCGGGGUCUCCUUUCCGUCUCCAGUACUUACCCUGCCAGAUGACGCCUCAGGUGGUCCACAGCCAGCCGUCCUUCAGCUACCCAACGGCGCCACCGCAGCCGAAAAAGAGCCUCCCUGUGGUGCCGCUUCCCGAAGGUGCCACGCUGCACGCCGUCGGGAUGCUCAACGGCGAAGUGUUGUACGCGGCGGUGGACGCCUCUCAGUCCGCGCCGCCUCCUCUUCCUCCCCCCACGACCACCUGCUCCUCCAGUCUUAAAACGAAGCGCAAGCGGCAACGCAAGCCGGACAGGGUCAAAAAGCCGCCCAACGCCUUCAUGUGCUUUCUCCGAGAGCGGCGCCCGGCGCUGAAGAACCAACUGGAGCAGAAGGGACAGCGUGGCUGUCAACAAGUUCCUGGCACAGCUGUGGACGUCGCUGAGCAAGGAGGAGCAGGCCAAAUAUUACGAACAGGCCUACGUGGAGAAGAAGCUGAAUGAGCAGCUGUCCUGCGACGGCUCCAGCGGCAGCGACAAAGACGACGCCGCCACCAAAAAGAAGAGGCGGCGCUGCGACGCCGCAGCCGCUAGCCACGAACACAGGAACGCGGGCGAUGACGCGCCCGCUUCCUCCGGCUCUUCUUUCGUCUCCUCCUCGUCCUCCUCGCUCUCUUCGUGGCUGGAGGCCGUCAUCUCCGACUCUCCCGCCGCGCCGUGUGCCACCUCGCCCGCUUCUCCCGGCUCGCCCACCCCCAACAAGUGUCCCGACUCGGGCGAUGAAUCUGACAUCGAGGGCAUGGACGCCAAGCUGCUGCACCUGCUCGGAUGCUGUUAGUCUUGUUGUUGCUAUUAUUUUUGUGUAUUAUAAAAUGUAUGUAAAUAGUUUAUAAAGUAAUGUAAUAGUAAUUUUUUUACUCUUCCCCUCCUUUCAUUAAACACCAUUUGGUCUUA
Syngnathus acus (greater pipefish) is the source of this 1294-nucleotide messenger RNA. RefSeq names its product proline-rich extensin-like protein EPR1. The transcript has 7 exons. Bases 56 to 844 code for a protein of 262 amino acids. The record is from RefSeq and is a predicted model, not a curated record. Lineage: Eukaryota; Metazoa; Chordata; Actinopteri; Syngnathiformes; Syngnathidae.